GCUGCCGAGGUUUGUGUUUGGGAGAUGUUGCUGCUCUCCGGUUUCUACCAGAUGAACAGCAGGGAACUAUACUGUGUUCCAUGGUUACUAACCAGAUAAGGGGCAUGGCCUAAUAUUAUUAUUUGUUGUUUGUAUUGCAGUUUUACAUUUUAAUGCAACUGUGGUGACCAUCUUCAUUCAUAGCAUUUUACUUGGGAUAUACUUUUUGAUGCUGGUAGAGUAGCAAAGUCUGUGACUGACUUUCAGAACCAGGGAGGAAAACACCUGUAAGAUUAAUCAAUAAGGAUUCUGUGUCCAGAUUUACAGUGAAGAAUCAUUUGCUGAGCUUCAGUUAACUUGACAGUGAAUGUCAGAAUUUAUUUAAAAAACACUAACAUUCAACUAAGGUACUGGAGAUGGACCAUCCAGGGUUUCUGAUUUCUUUUUUUUUUACCUGAACAAUUAAUGUGUUAGAGAAACCAUGUCUGGAUUAAAACCUACAGCAUACCUCUUGAAAGGUGGGAGCAAUGAGCCAAUGAUUUCUCCAGCUCUGAAGAGUACUGCAACUGUGAACCCCAUGACCCCUUCUCCACCAAGCCUAUCCUCAGUAUCCAAAAGAAGCCUAUCUGUCCACGGGACACCAACUGCAGCCACAGGAACCCAUUCAGCCAGCUUCGCAGCGGCCUUGAGGAAGCUGGCCAAACAAGCUGAAGAACCACGAGUGAAUCCCAGAACUCCAAGCUGCAGUCCCAGGAGGGCCUCAACUGGAAGCCAAAGAUCUGUAAAGCUGACCCCUGUGGUAACCAUAGCACCCACUGAGGCUGGAGGUGACCUAUGGUGGAAUGAAGGCAGUCAGCAAUUUGCAAUUAAGCCCAGUAGCCAUGACCCUCACUCAGCAACCCUUUUGCUAAAACAAGAAAAGACUGCUAUGUCUCCAGUCCCUACUCAUUAUUUACCAAGGAACACUGCACAGGAGUUAUCAUACUCUUCAGCUGGUUUGCAGAGACCAGUUCAACAGAUAAUACCCUCAGGAAAGAGAUCUGAUGGUUAUCAAACAGGAUUUCAUUCAUACCUCAGCAGAGAUGCAAUUCGACCUUUGCCAACUUACCCUGGCCUUGAUACCACCUCCUGCUUCUAUCCUGCUUUCUUACGUCACCUUCCACCUCAGCCCUCUGUGUUCAGGUAUGAUGACCCAUAUUUUCUAUCCAUUCGGACACCUUUUCUACACCUCCUUGAAACAACUACCUUCUCCCCACUUCACACCUCCACACUUCCCUUGUCCAGGGACCUCUUUGAGUCAGCAAGCAUCAAGCCCACAGGUUUGCAUCAAGGACAUCAGCCAGGCCAUUCUGAUAGCAGGAGGAACAAAGAAGAUGUUCCAAGCAGUAGAGUCAGGUACUGUAAACAAGAAAGAGUUGCUCAUCGUGUUUCCCCAGGCAGUGUCAGGGACCAGGAGCCACCAACAGAGGAGAGUAGGAGACUCCGAGAGGCAGCUCAGGAGAGUGACUGCAGCAGAAGGACUGAAUUAAAGCAGGAUGUAUACAGUCCUCCACUACAUCCAAAGCACUAUUUUAACAGACAAGGUGGAAGUCGGCUUGAAAGUCAUCCUUAUAUUCCCUCAUUCGGACACAGCAUUCAGCCUCUUCACAAAACAAUGGGACAUGAAACAGGAUCAUGGAAAGGCAUUUCAUCUUCUCUUACAGAGAUUCCAAAUGAUAUUUCAUUUGGGAGAAUACAAAGAACCUCAAAAACUGAGAAUACCACUGGACCUGUUUUAUCCUCAUCAAACAGACUUCGGUGUUUAAGUCCCUCAUCUUCCUCUCUACACAUUGAUAAAGCAAACAGGCCGUCACUGUUAGAAAGAGUGGCAGAUGUCGUCACCAUGAGAGAGACUCAAAAUCACCUUCAAAAGAACUUAAACAAAAAGGCUAACAACUCCACUGGCAAAGAAACUGAUGGCACAAGACCUAAAGACAGAGAAGACAGAGCACAUCUAUGCAACACAGAACCAUUAAAUAAUUUUUCACCUGCCACAUGUUCAAGAGAAUUCUUCAGAGAUAUGUCAACAGAGCCACAGGAUUCCUCAGGGGCACUGGACUUCAGUCAACAAAGCAAAUAUGAAAACAACAGGGCCUGGGACAAACAUGGCAGAAAUUAUUGCAAGGCCACCGACAAAACAAAACACUCACUGAAGAUAUGCACGUCAGAACAACAAAGACCUUGUCGGGACAAAAGUAUAUCACUAGAACAUAAUGUUUCAGGGAUGGGUUCCAUGCUAGAUUUAUUAACUCAGGUCCCUUAUUAUCUUAGAGUGGCUUAUAACAACUGUAAGCAGGAAAGUACUGGGAGAGGUAGCACCCUCCAAGACUCCCAGGAACAAUGUUUGGAUUUAUCCAUCACUUCACCUGCAGGAAAUACAAAUCGCAGAAAAAUUACAAGUUCUCAGGUACAAAACACAGCUAUGCCACACAGUAUGGACCCAGACAGUCACAGAACUAACACUGAGGCUCUGCUGAUACAGAGGCCUGUUGUUAGCAACCUAGAUAUCUUAGAAAGGAAAUUAAAACAGACCAAGAAAAGAGGUUUGCCCUUUAACUGUGACUUUCCUGCUUAUGGAACCUGUAAGAGAAGGAUGAGUACAUUGGUGAGCAGACUUACAGCAGAGCCACCUAUCAAACUGGACAACUCACCUGGGGUAAGAGGACAUUUUAUGUGCAAUAUCUCUGGAAGGAAAGCAGCAACAUUCAGUUAUUUUGUUACUUUUCACACUUCCCGAAGAAAAAAAACGUUUGACGCAUAUAAGAAACAACUGCCAAAUUAUAAGAUUCAACUGUCUAAUCUAUUGUUACAGUGUUUAACCAAAAGACCUAAUUUCACAAAGAAAGAUGAGAAUCAUAUACAGUGA
This is a messenger RNA of Acipenser ruthenus (sterlet), 2884 nucleotides long. RefSeq lists its product as uncharacterized. The coding region runs from base 461 to 2884 and encodes 807 amino acids. The record is from RefSeq and is a predicted model, not a curated record. The transcript has 10 exons. NCBI's taxonomy places the organism in Eukaryota, Metazoa, Chordata, Actinopteri, Acipenseriformes, Acipenseridae.